Molecule: messenger RNA, 1588 nt
Organism: Triticum dicoccoides
Lineage: Eukaryota; Viridiplantae; Streptophyta; Magnoliopsida; Poales; Poaceae
Exons: 6
Coding region: 1-1431 (476 amino acids)
Source: RefSeq, a predicted model, not a curated record
AUGCAGCAGCCCGUGCAGAUAAGCCGGCGCCACAAAUUUGCCGCUCCACAGCCCGUGUGCAUUAAAUUUACAGCUUCGUUUUUGCACCAAAAAGCUAUGUUUUUUGCGUGCGCGUUUUAUUUGACGCGUCUGUUGGAGAUGCUCUUCUUGGCAACUUUCAGAGAUGAAAAAGAUGAACACUUUCCGGGGUCCCACUGGAACAGGUGCAGAAAGGAGAGAAGUUCAUCUUCUCGGGCCUUUCCAGCCCAUUUGCUGAUUUAUCUACAAGCAAAUGAGGCCCAGGCGCUCAGGCCUUUCGGGAAUACGUACCGGAGCAAUACGCCACGGCGUCGCUCGCCCGGCAAAGGCUUUGCCGUCUGUUUGCCGACGGUCUCCCGCCACCGCGCACUCGGCAAACCCCCGGCUGCAAUCUGCAAUGCCCCCCCCCAGCCCCCCCUACAUAGCCCGGCUUACCCCUCCGUUUGCGCCUCCAUCCUCCGCGCCCUCUUCCACUCGCGCCGCCGCUCGUCCCCGCGUCCGAGCCUGCUGUUUAGGAAGGUCGCGCUCGCAUCGCACGUUCGAAGAAGAAACCGACCGGCACUCAGGGAGAGAGAGGGAGGCCCGGCGACGAUGGCGGAAGACCGCAGCUGGAUGUACACGGGCCGCCAGAGCAGGAAGAAGUUCACCCCCGAGUGGUUGGAGAAGACGACCGAGUUCGUGGAGCGCGCCUUCCGCAUCCUCCCGCCGAGGUGCCAGGCCGUCGUGCUGUGCCCCUGCGCUCGCUGCGAGUUCAGGCUGUACAGAUCGAAGGACGAGAUUCAGCUGCAUCUGUUCAAGAACGGGUUCGCGCCAGGGUACACGGUGUGGGUGUACCACGGCGAGCGACGCAACCCCCAGCCUGCUAAGCCGUCCGACGACCGCCCCAAAGAGAAUGGCGAUCUCAACGGGAAGAAGGAUGGCGCCGGCGGCGGCGAGCAAGCGUCGAAAUCAGCGCAGGGGACCAAGAAGUGGGCGUGUGCAAGAGGAAAGCCACCAAAGAAGGAUCAACUGUGGGCGCGGGCUGCCGCGCAGGGAGAGGGAGGCCCCGCGACGAUGGCGGAAGACCGCAGCUGGAUGUACACGGCCGCCAGAGCAGGGACUCGAUCACCCCCGAGUGGGUGGAGAAGACGACCGACAUUGUGUACUUGCCAUUGCAUUUGCAGGGGACUAAGGAGCUACCAGAAAUACCUGUGGGAGCAAGAGAAAACCAAGCAGCACCAGCAACAGAGUGCACCAAAGGCAAAGAGGCUGCGCACCUCUGGUUCGUCCGCUGCCAAGCCUGCUGAAGAGGAAGGGCGCAAUGUCAGCGUCCCGGAGCCUGAACUUGAAGAUACAGCAACGUCAACAGCUAAUCCGGCAACGGCAGACAACGCGUCUGGAGUUCAAAUCCCAGCUGGACGGAAUUCCGUGUAACGACUACCUCCUUUAGCUCCUCAUGUACUUGGCGGUUAAGAAAUGGGCGGCUUAAUCAGCUAGUUAAUCUUCUUCUAGAUCUCUCCUGCCGGCGUAGUUUUGGGCCUACUGGUCGUCGUCGGCAUGCCUCGGCUGUAAGCGUGGUGUACUGCACUUU